Cylicostephanus goldi is the source of this 612-nucleotide messenger RNA. The record is from the annotation of a GenBank genome assembly. NCBI's taxonomy places the organism in Eukaryota, Metazoa, Nematoda, Chromadorea, Rhabditida, Strongylidae.
AUGUUCCUCUUGCAGCUUUGUAAAUUGCGCGGAUAUGGGUAUGUUAGAUUAGAUGGGUCAAUGUCGAUCAAGCAACGAGCGAAAACUGUGGAGAAGUUUAAUGACCCAGAGAGCAGUGAGUUUUGCUUCCUCCUAUCAUCGAAAGCUGGUGGAUGCGGACUGAACCUUAUUGGAGCGAACAGACUAGUGAUGUUCGAUCCGGAUUGGAAUCCAGCCAAUGACGAUCAGGCAAUGGCGCGAGUAUGGCGUGACGGUCAGAAGAAGAAUUGUUUUAUCUAUCGACUACUCGCUACGGGUUCAAUAGAAGAGAAGAUGUUCCAACGUCAAACACACAAAAAAGCUCUGUCCUCUUGUGUAGUUGAUGCUGGACAAGAUGUUGCACGACAUUUCAGCUCAGAUCAACUGAGAGAAUUGUUCACGUUGGAAGCAGACACACCAUCUGACACUCAUGAGAGGUGGAUUGCUGACUCUAUAUUACGUUCGGUGUUCAACUGUGGUGCCAUCUCAUUCGUGUUCCAUCAAAAAUCUCACGAUGUGGAGGUGCCUAAAAAGAAGAAGGAAGAAGAGGAUGAAGAGUAUAAACCCGACAAGGAUGAAGGAACGGAUGAUUAG